Echinops telfairi (small Madagascar hedgehog) is the source of this 3226-nucleotide messenger RNA. RefSeq names its product calcium responsive transcription factor (gene CARF). The coding region runs from base 38 to 2086 and encodes 682 amino acids. Gene Ontology annotation, biological process: regulation of transcription by RNA polymerase II. The transcript is spliced from 14 exons. Gene Ontology annotation, molecular function: DNA-binding transcription factor activity, RNA polymerase II-specific; RNA polymerase II cis-regulatory region sequence-specific DNA binding. The record is from RefSeq and is a predicted model, not a curated record. NCBI's taxonomy places the organism in Eukaryota, Metazoa, Chordata, Mammalia, Afrosoricida, Tenrecidae. Gene Ontology annotation, cellular component: nucleus.
AAAAACAGACACUCCGGUAUUUGAGCAUUUAACCUGUAUGGACGCCAGGGAUUCUUCCUUUGGACAAAAUGGUUCUACGAUUGUGCCCAUUUCUACCCAUGAAACAGAUAAUCCAAUCUCAGCACAAAAUAUACCAGGGGCCCUGACCCAGACACAGCCUCCUCCUGCAGAACAAUUUCAUCUAGUCGAUGAAAAUGGGCAGCCUAUGCAAUAUGAACUUCAGUCUCUAGGGGAUUCUAAUGCGCAAAUGAUGAUUGUAGCUGACCCAUCAGAAAAUGGACAGGUGCUUCAAGUAAUUCCAUCUACACAGACAGAAAUGACUCACAUGAUUGUACCUCAGGGACAGCUUGUGGAAGUGAAUAGUCCUCAGGAGGAAAAGUUGCUUAGUGCUUUUCUAUGUGUGCGUAAGUUCAGUACUUGUAAUAUGUUCUUACAUAUAUUCCUCCCUUUGCCCAGAAUACUUCAAGAACCUUUUCUGGCUCAUCUCCAGCCACUUUCUUCUAACACACCUAUAUGGGCCUGCCGUCUUAGGGGCUGUGAGAAAAUUGGAGAUUCAUACCGUGGCUAUUGUAUUAGUGAGACUGAAUUAGAAAGUGUCCUCACAUUUCAUAAGCAGCAAACACAGAGUGUUUGGGGGACCCGCCAAUCUCCAAGCCCAGCCAAGCCUGCUUCACGCUUGAUGUGGAAAUCCCAGUAUGUCCCAUACGAUGGAAUCCCAUUUAUUAAUGCAGGGAGCAGGGCUGUGGUCAUGGAGUGUCAGUACGGGCCAAGGAGGAAAGGGUUCCAGUUUAAAAAAGUCAGUGAGCAGGAAAACAGGUCCUGUCAGCUCUACAAAGCUACUUGUCCAGCCCGGAUCUACAUUAAAAAGGUACAGAAGUUUCCUGAAUUUAGCGUUUCCACUGACCCCAAAGUUGACAGAAAACUAGUCAGAAUGGAGCAGGAGAAAGCCUUUAACACACUAAAGAAGAACAUAGUGGAUGCUGGAGGUGUUAUUAGGUGGUAUGUACAGUUACCUACACAGCAGGCUCAUCAGUAUCAUGAAUUAGAGACUCCCUGCCUUUCACCUUCCCCCUCUCCUUCCCCUUCCCCUUUUCCUAUGCCUUCUCUUGAAGAAGAGGAAAAUGCAAUUAGAGAUGAGAAUUGUGCAUUACCCUCACGUCUACAUCCUCAAGUAGCUUGUAAGAUUCGAGAAUUAGUAUCCCAAGGAAUAGAACAGGUGUAUGCAGUAAGGAAACAGCUAAGAAAAUUCGUGGAAAGGGAAUUGUUCAGACCUGAUGAGAUACCUGAAAGACAUAAUUUAUCUUUUUUUCCAACUGUGAAUGAUAUCAGAAAUCACAUCCAUGAGGUACAGAAAUCCUUGAGAAAUGGCGAUAUCUAUAACUCCGACAUUAUUCCGGCAACGCUUCAAUGGACUGAAGAUAAUGGGAAUAUUCUUAGAGAGACUGUGACAGUUACAAUUGCAGAUGAAAAUGCACCAGAAGAAUUGAUUACCACCAAAGUGGAAGGAAAUCAGACAAGGAGUUCUUUGUCUCCAGAGCCAACCCACUUGCUCUCCUCACUUUCCUCAUUUCAGCCCAAAAUAUUUGCACAACUGCAGGGUUUGCAGUUACAACAAAGAUUCUCCUCUCCUGAUGAAUCCCCAGCUCUGAUACCAGGAAAUAACCACCUCUCCUCCAGCCCUUCAAGACUUCUGGAUUCAUUAGGAAGUGCUGUAAUGAGUAAUAAUUCUCUACUGCUUGGUCAGAGUCACAACCUCCCAACAGACUCAUGUCUGACCCAAAACAAUAAUACUGCCUCCGCGAUGGAUAGCUCUCCAGGACCAGAUCAUAAUCUCAUUGCAAUGGACCAACUAGUAGAAGUUGGGGACGUCGAGGAUGCAGAAAAUCUUGAAGGAAGUGUUUCUCAGAUUCUGUUAGGAGACAUGCAGACCAUCCCCAUGCGCAUUAUAGGCAGCCAUCCUAGCCUUAUUGAAGAAUCUCCAGAAGGCACCAUUUCUGUGAGCCAAGUUAAGCAAGAACCCAAAGAAAUAGCCUUGUCUGUGGAAGCAGAAGAAAAUUUGGACUGCAAGAAAUUACCUGCCACAUGAAUGACUGAAGCUUUUCAGAAUUGACAGCUGUGGUUGGUGACUUCUGAUACCUGAAAAAAGAAGGUGAAUCUUGUCAGAGUAUUGCCAUUCUUCAGGACGAUGCGAUAAGUGGACUGAAGACUGAUUCGAUGAGCAACUUUAAUUUAAAACUGUUGCCAAUUUGAUGUUUUUACCUUCUUUAAGAGACAUUUUACUCUUCUUAUUUUAUAUAAUUAUUAUGCUUUCUGGUUGUCUAAUAAGGCCCAUAUUUCAGAAGAUCAUCUGAAUUUAUCCAUGAAGAUGUAGUCAGAACACAAACAGUUAUCUAACUCAUCCCCUGGGAAUAACCCAUUUUUUGGAUUGAACCUAUUUGCUGGAGGCAUUUUGAAGGCUGGCUGCCAAAUCUGACUUACCUCAAACUCAGAUUCCUCAUAGUUUGCGUGUGAUUUGUUGUGUAAAAUAAGUCCAAAUCACAUUAUAGGUUAGUGAUGAAUUAUGAAUAAUAAUACAUUUCACUUUUAAUAAUUUUUAUGAAAACCUUUCACAACUUAAAAUAAUAGAUCUUCAUUUUUCAGUAAUAGUAAUGUUUUACUAUUAAAUUUAUUUUACCAAUUGAACUAUAUGCAUAUUCUUGGGAGACAUUCCUUACUUUUUUUCAUGUUGAGUUGCUGAGUUGCUCCUUAAGGUACAAAUCCUAGUCGGGUACCUGUGAGGAUAGGAGGGGUCAGAGGACUCAGGCUUUGAUACUUGAUCAAGAAUAAAACCUAGUUUAAAACAAUAGUUCUCUCACUUCCCACCAUGUGUAAAUGUCUCUUUUGAUAACUUUUUUUUUAUCAUGAAGACAGAAAGUGAUGGUUCAUUCUUCCCACAAGCAAACGGGGGAUAAAAACAAAUAACAUGAAGGUUUAAAUCCCUAAUUGUUUACUCUCUUGGUUUUUAGGUAGAAACUGGAACUAUCAAUAUUUCCAUGUAAGUAUUUCAACGAGUAGCUCUUUAAAAAUAUUUUCUAAAUGAGUUUUUACAAAUUCAUUUGUCCUCCGAAUGCAUGUUCAGUCAGAACGUAUGUAAAGGUGCUUAGCAUCGCUUUUCGAAAACUAUGUUUACAUAUUUUUAAUGUUUGUUUUUUAACUACAAAGGGAAUUAAAUACUGUGCAUAAAAUU